CAUAUGAAAGAUGGCUACUAUCACGAAAUCUAACCAAUAUUAGUUAAAAAAUCAUAAAAGUCAUGACUAGUUAGUUUAAAAUAAGUAAGCAUUAUGACGAUAGAUGGAAAAUGGGAUGAUCCAAAAUAUACAGGCUUCAGCAAAUAUUUCAACAGCCACACAAUCAGGGGUAGGUCCAAUUGGGCCAAGUUAUGGGUUAGUGUUUAUGCCAUUACCUACAUAACAUAUAAGCUCAUAAGGAGAACUUCAGCAAACACCCCAGAGAGACCAGUUCAACAAGCAUUACUUCUCUCUGACAGUACAGCCGCCAGUAAACCGCCUGUAGUUGAAGAAUCGUCUGUGGUUGAAAAAUCGUCUGUACUUGAAAGUUCACCAGUAGCUGAAAGUUCACCUGUAGCUGAAAGUUCACCUGUAGCUGAAAGUUCACCUGUAGUCGAAAGUUCACCGGAAGUUGAAAAUUCACUUGUAGUUGAAGAAGAAACCAACUCGGGCAAAAUGCAUCAGCCAGGAAGUACACCUCCUGAUGGUUCGCCAUUAGAUUCUGAACAAAAAGGAGGAAACCCUGUGCCCAUGCCCGCGCAGCCCUAUUACCCUCCACCUGGAUGCUAUCCAUGUUAUCCACCACCUUUCUUUUUCCAACCUCCCCCAGGACAGGGUUCAAACCAACUUCCUCCUGGACCAUACUAUCCACCUUGCCCAUAUCCAUAUUAUCCUUAUGCAAUCCCACCAACUUCUCCUAAUAGCACAUGUUCAUCGUCUUUUGGACAAGGAACAGAAUUAUAUCAAGAUAAUUCUGCCCCACCAACCCAAACUCGUCCUAAAAGUCCUGACUCCUUUCCUCCAAGUCUUCGACAAGAACAAGAAGAAUCGAAUUCAGAUGAUUAUGAAAAUCAAUUUCCUUCCUCUGAUGAAUAUCAGGAAGAAUCGAAUGGUGAACAGGAAGAAUGUAUACCGUCAGACGAUUGUCCCGAUGUGCCCAUUGAACUUUCCUCAUCUCGUCAAAAAGAUCUAAAAUCCGAAUGUUGUCCUUCUGCCGAACAUCUCAAUCAGAGGAAUAAACAUUAAGGAAAAAUCAGGCAACUAAAUUUUUGAAAAUAUAAAAUUCAAUAUUCAAUAAAUAUUUAAUUUUAUUGGUGAUAUAAUGUUUUUUGAUAAUUAGUGCAAUAUAAAUACAUUUAUAAAUAGGCUUACUCAAU
Nezara viridula (southern green stink bug) is the source of this 1196-nucleotide messenger RNA. The record is from the annotation of a GenBank genome assembly. NCBI's taxonomy places the organism in Eukaryota, Metazoa, Arthropoda, Insecta, Hemiptera, Pentatomidae.